This is a messenger RNA of Portunus trituberculatus (swimming crab), 2238 nucleotides long. Its product is annotated as cytochrome P450 2L1-like. Lineage: Eukaryota; Metazoa; Arthropoda; Malacostraca; Decapoda; Portunidae. The record is from RefSeq and is a predicted model, not a curated record. Gene Ontology annotation, cellular component: cytoplasm; intracellular membrane-bounded organelle. Gene Ontology annotation, molecular function: oxidoreductase activity, acting on paired donors, with incorporation or reduction of molecular oxygen, reduced flavin or flavoprotein as one donor, and incorporation of one atom of oxygen; heme binding; iron ion binding. The transcript is spliced from 11 exons. The coding region runs from base 610 to 2082 and encodes 490 amino acids. Gene Ontology annotation, biological process: xenobiotic metabolic process.
GUGUAGGGUGCCAUCAACUGAAUACAUAACGCAGUGGUCAUAGAAUCCUAGAAAAAAUCAAAUAAACGUGUGAACGGUCUUAUCGUGUUGACGAGCUACAUCGUUAAUCCCACUUGACUGUUGGCCUCCAUGAAAUAUACCUCAUUAAGCAAAAUGGUUUGUGUAAAGCAUGGCAGGUGCCGCGGGCGGGAGUGUCACGAUGACGCAGCAGCAGUGGCUUGAGUAUCAGGAGAGCCAGGCGGAGUGGCGGAGUGGCGGCCUUGGGCUGGGCAUCAUGCAGGCAGCUAGGCAGUUGCAGUUAGUAGUAUUAGUGCACCAGUGAGAAGCAGAGUAGAGAAGUGUUUACUGCCGGGCCGGAGUUACACCACUAUUGCCUCCAAGCCUACUGACGACCCUUGAAUAAUAUCUCUGCGGAUGCUUAUGACGCACUUGGGGAAGUGAACGUGCAUACGCUGGCUGGCUGUUGUCACUACACGCCGCACGGUUCUAACGUGAUGUACAACUGAACUUGAAUUAGAAUUAUUUAAGUUUCCCUACGUACAACUGAACUUGAAUUAGAAUUAUUCAGGUUUCUCUACGUUCACUCAUCGCAUCGAGUGAGGAAGAGCCAUGGUGCUGCUGGAGGUGGUGGCGGUGGUGGUGGUGCUGGUGCUGUUGGCUUUCUACUUCAACAAGGAUCCGCCAGGGCUGCCUCCAGGACCGCCCCGCUACCCAUUCAUCGGCUGCCUCUCUCAGAAUCAAACGAUAGAGGAGAGUAAGCAGUUUCAGAAAAAGUAUGGCGAUAUAUUCAGUGUGCGCAUUGGCAGCAAAACCAUGGUCACCAUCUGCAAUUACAAGACAAUCAAAGAAGCAUUUUCGAGAUACGAAUUUAUUGACAGACCAAAAUGGGAGUUCUUGAACUUCUUUUCAAACGGAGAGCUGGCAGGAGUCAUCUUCAGAAAUGGGGUGCCGUGGCAGACCCUGAGGCGGUUCCUGCUCCGCAACCUGCGAGAUAUGGGCAUGGGGAAGUCCCGGCUGGAUGACGUCAUCUUGAGGGAAGCCGAGGAACUGGUGAAAGACUUCAAAAAAUACACCCACGGCCCAACCUUCUUCCCGGGCUCGAUAAGCGUGGCCACCCUCAACAUCAUCUGGCAGUUGGUGGCGAGCCGGCGGUAUGACAUGGAUGACGAGGAAAUCAUAAAGUUCGUACACCUCGUUCAGGAAUUCCAAGAAGAUAUCACCGUGUUGGCGCUACCAGUAUUCUUUCCGUGGCUGAAGUACCUGCCGGGGCCCCUCCUGCGGCGACUGUGCAGGGAAGAUAAGCUGGAGGCAAACGCCAAGAUUGGCAGGAACAUAAUGGAGGAGGCAGUGAGAGAGCACCGCGCCUCCCUCAACCCCGACAGCCCCAGGGACGUGCUGGACGAGUUCCUGCUGGAGAUGGAAAACCAGAAGAACGACCCAAACUCCGUUUUUAAUGAACAAGACUUAAUCAAGACCAUCUUUGACUUAUUCACUGCCGGUUACGACACCACCUCCAACAUGUUGCGCUGGGUCAUCCUACACAUGGCCAACCAGCCAGAGGUGCAGCGCCGCGUGCAGCACGAACUGGACAAGGUGGUGGGCCGGGCCACCCUGCCCUCCCACGUUCACCGAUCACAGCUGCCAUACCUGGACGCCACCAUCAAUGAGGUGCUGCGUGUGUCCGCCGUGGCGAGUAACGGUGUACCUCACGCUGCAGUGCACGACACCUACCUCGAUCAACACUUUAUUCCAAAGGGAACUAUUGUCGUAGGAAAUAUCGGAUUUUGUCAUUCUGAUCCAAACUAUUGGGAUGAGCCAGAGGAGUUUCGACCGGAACGGUUUUUGAAUGAGUCUGGAAAACUGAGCGUCCCCAAGGAGGCCUUCCUGCCCUUCGGCAUAGGCAAAAGGAGUUGUCUUGGGGAAGCUCUGGCCAGGAUGGAGUUGUACGUGUUUUCGGCGGCACUGCUUCAGAACUUUACCUUUGGUGUUCCGGAAGGCCGGAGUGUGGACUUCAGUCCUCGAUUUUUUCCUGGCAAUAACUUUCCUAAGGACCAAGAGAUUGUCAUCAAGCUCAGGCACUGAGGCUUUUCAUGGUACGUUUGACGAAAAAUUUACUCGUGUGUGUGUGUGUGUGUGUGUGUGUGUGUGUGUGUGUGUGUGUGUGUGUGUGUGUGUGUGUGUGUAAUGGACAGAUCAAUGUCAUUUGGUUGUAAAGAUAAGUAAAAACUUAUUUCAUAA